Messenger RNA from Rana temporaria (common frog), 1137 nucleotides. Its product is annotated as FYN-binding protein 1-like. The transcript has 6 exons. Gene Ontology annotation, biological process: T cell receptor signaling pathway; protein localization to plasma membrane; integrin-mediated signaling pathway. Bases 121 to 1122 code for a protein of 333 amino acids. The record is from RefSeq and is a predicted model, not a curated record. Lineage: Eukaryota; Metazoa; Chordata; Amphibia; Anura; Ranidae. Gene Ontology annotation, cellular component: plasma membrane.
CAGCCCACAGCCCCAGAUAUUACAAAAUGCCAGGGUCAUGCAUGGAGGACUGCUGUUUCCUCAUUUCUAGCACACUUUAUAGAAGAUACCAGUGGCAGUCUAUGUCUUGAGUGACCUAAAAUGGAGCACCGUGACAGCUUUAAAAAUAUCCAAUCAAAAUUUCAGCGGGAGCUUGGAGAAAAUCCUGGUGCUAGGCCUAUUACGCAUCCACGAACUGGAGCCAAGCCUGUUAUACCAGCAAAACCAAAUCUUCAGCUUGCAAAUGACCGAUUUUUCCAGAAGCCAGUACCUAAAGCGAUAUCUUCUCCAGAAUUAGCAAAUUCACCCAAGAGUGACCCUUUCAAGACUGCAGGGAAUCAUCUACAAUCACAUCAAAGUUUCUCAUUUCGAAGUAACUCUUCAAGCCAUCAAGAAACAUCUUUAAAAAGGCCUUCAUUGCCUGUUAUUAAACCUUUACCGGUACCAAAGCCAUCUGUGAACUUUUCACAUUAUUCAAAUACUGCAAAUAUUCAUGCUAAUGCGGUAACAACUAAUAAGGCAAAAUUUGAAAAGUCCAGCGCCCCAAGGUUAAAAGUUUUGCCAAGUGAAGCUGUUCUGGGGCUCAAGCCAAGGAAACCAGCUCGCCCUCCAAUUGUAGACCUGGAGAAAUUUACAAGCUCAGACAUGGACUCUGGUGGUGAUUAUGUCACAAUGAAAAGUUUUGCAGCUCCACACCAACGACAAGCACGGUUAACCUCUUCACAGUCUCAGCCUAAUCUCACCACUUGCUAUCCAACACAUAAUAUUCGUAUUCGGAGUUCACUCAGAGAAAAGCAAGAAAUAUAUGAAGAUGUUACAGAUUUGAGCUCAUUUAAGAAAUCAAAAUCAACCUCCUUACAACACGUUGUGAUUUCAGAAACUAGCGGACAAGAUGACCUGUAUGAUGAUGCUGAACUGAUCCUGGAGAAAAGUAAACCACCAUUACCACCAGUAAAAAGGACAAGCCGUCCAGUGGAGCAAGAUGUUUUAAUUACUAACUGGAGGAAUGAAACCAACCUGAAAAAAAAUAAAAAACAGGAGCAAGAGUUUAGAAAAAAAUUUCAAGUAAGUUUCUUCAUUAUUAUAUUGUAUUCCUUCACCUGAAUAUUGCACUUUUAU